UCUGGCACGCGCUGAAAAAUGACCUCCGGUGUGGAGCGACUAUUUGACGAACUUGGACACUUCAACAGAUUUCAGGCAUGUGUCUACUUUGCUGCUAUUUUCCAGGCCAUCUCCUGUGGAAUACAUUACUUAGCCUCUGUUUUUUUAGUUGAAACACCUAAAUUUCUUUGUGACGCCCCUCCAAAUAUCAUAGAUGUCCUGUAUGGAAAUCACUCGUCAACUUCGUUGGCAGAUAUCUGGACUCACUUCAAACCAGGUGCCAGACCAGUGGUUGUGCAUACUGCAAGAGGAGACCAAUGGGAACUUAGUCCUUGUUUCAAAGCACUGCGGCUUGAUGCCAUCAAUUUUCAAUAUGAGUUUUUUGGCAACAAGACUGUGGUGUCUUGUAAUGGCUUUGUCUAUGAUCAUAGUGAGGUCCAACAAAGUAUCGUAACAGACUGGGACCUAGUGUGUGAGAAGGAAUGGCUGGCCAAGAUCACACAGCCAACUUUUAUGUUGGGAGUUCUGAUUGGAGCAUUGAUAUUUGGAGACAUCGCUGAUAGAAUUGGCAGAAGGCCUAUUUUGAUGGCUACCAGCUUAUGCCAGUUUACAUUUGGCAUCACUGUUGCAUUUACAGGAAACUACUAUCUUUUUGUGGUGAUGCGUUUCCUGCUUGCCACGGUGUCAAGUGGGUAUCUGGUCGUAGUCUUUGUGUAUGUGACAGAGUUUACAGGAAUUAAAGUGCGGACAUGGACCUCUAUGCAUGUGCAUGCAGCCUUUGCUGUGGGCAUCAUGGUAGUGGCUCUAGUGGGGUACCUUGUUCGCGUCUGGUGGAUCUACCAGAUCAUCCUCACACUAAGUACCUCUCCAUUCCUGCUCUACUGCUGGAAGUUUCCAGAAACUCCCUUCUACCUCAUGGCUAAAGGUCGGUACAAGGAGGCCCAGGAGCUGCUGGACACUAUCGCCCACUUCAAUGGUCUGCCACCCACGCUUAAGGUUUCAGAGCUAAUGGAAGAAAGUGAUGAAGCACUGUUGAUGGCAGAAGGGAAAGCAGUGGAAGCCGAGAAGAAGCUAAGCAUCCUGGACAUGUUUGGAAGCUUGAAAAUGGCCGGUCGUAGCGCCACCUGCUGGGCUAUUUGGUUCAUCGGAAGCUUGGGAUACUAUGUCUUCAGCCUUGGGUCUGUCAACUUGGGGGGAAACCAGUAUCUCAACCUCUUCCUUGCUGGUGCUGUUGAGGUUCCGUCAUACUUGAUUGGCUGCUUUGCUAUGGAUCGGGUGGGAAGGAAGAAGACAUGUGCCCCAGCUCUGCUGCUCAGUGGAGUAGCCUGCAUGCUCAUUAUUAUGGUGCCCCAGGAUAUUGAGGCCUUGGCUAUAGUCCUGAGUAUGACAGGGAAAUUUGCCAUUGCCAUUGCAUUUGGUCUUGUUUACUUGUACACCUGUGAGCUUUAUCCCACUAUGAUCAGGUCUCUGGCAGUAGGCAGUGGCAGUAUGAUGUGCAGGGUGGGAAGUGUGGUGGCCCCUUUCUGUGUUUACCUCGCUGACAUAUGGAUCUACCUGCCUCAGCUCAUUGUGGGAAUUCUGGCUUUCAUAAUCGGGAUCCUGACCAUGUUUCUUCCAGAGACUCUUGGACAGCCCCUCUCCUCCACUUUGAAAGAGGCUGAGGCUCUGGGCUCCAAGCCCAGCAAGACGAAUGCUGCAGUGGAUGUGGUAGAGAUGAAUCAAACAAUUAAAGCUUGAAUCAGUGAUGUACUUUAUGAAGAGACUAAAGAUCACAUCCUCUCUGCUAAGUGCCAAGUCAAAUCCACCAAAUUUCAGAAACUUCCCCGGAUAAAUUUUUACAAUUUUGUUAAUACUUUUUCUGAAGAAAGAUAAAGAAGAGCUGACACUGCAGCCUUUCUAAAAAAAAAUGUUUACCUGUAGUUUUGCUCCAAACCAUAUGCAAAAACUGUAAUUCUGAUCCCCCUCCUGAGUAAUGGAUUAUUCAGUAAAUAUUGAUCCAUGGCAUUUAAUAUUUUGGCUGUCCAAAAAUAUUCUGGUUUUCCUAAAUUUCUAAACCAGGACCAAAAUGAUCAGAAGUAACUCCUCCUGGAGCUUUCAAGCUACAUCCACCAAACACGGCACAAACCUUCAGACUGUUCUGACUCGGAUCGCUGUCUUUUCUAACCAAUCUGACUUGCGGUUUUCCUGUAAUGGACAACCAAAAAUCCCCAAAAUCCCAUGGACUUCCAUUGAUUAAUGUUGAAACUGUUAAUGAUUUCACACUGCAACUGUUAAAACUCUCAGACAUGUGGUCAAGGCCUAGCUAAACGUUAGGCCUAGUUUUACUCCGCUUCAGUGGACAAGGGAAACUCGAUUUCAUUAUCAGUUGACUGUGUAAUUAGUUUCUUUGCAUGAUUAAUUGAAAGACCUUGUUUGUAUGAAGCUGUUUUUAUAUACAUUUGCAUCUCAGGGUUUAUAUCAAGAUUUAUCAGUAUUGUUCAUAGUAAGCUGUGACUGUACUUUAUAAGGCUUUAUGUUUAUUCUGGGUGCUUUUGUAUUACCUUGUUAUUUAACGUUUUUAUUAUUUUUAUCUUCCCUUCUGCUCUUCUCUAGCUCUCUCUAUCUCUCUUUCUUUGAAGGAUUGUACUGUCUAAAGAAGUUCAACAUAGUAUUAUCUGCUAAGAAUAUGUUUGUGAAGUCUUGAAUUGCAGGAUUUGAUUAUUUGUAACAUAGUUGUAUUUUUAGUAAUACAUAAUUUCUUACUCCAUAGAAUGACAGAUUUUAUAAUCAAUGCUUCGUUCCAUGUAUCAUGUUCUACAAGCUCUUGAAUUCCCUGUCUGUUUUUGGACCAAAGAGACAGAGGCAAUUCUAUGAUUUUACCCUUAGCAUCUGGGUGUCAGUAUAUCAGUAACAGAUAGGUUGCACUUUAUUUAGUGAUUUCACUGGAACGGAGGCUGGGCAGAUAAACGAUAGAGAAGUAGAGUGUGCAUCUGAUAGCUGUGUGCAGGGACAGCUCCCCACGCUGCUCUAGAGAACAUUGUCGCACUCGUAUAUGCUACUGACUAAAAGGAAGAAUAAUGCUUAAAAUAACUAACUUUAAAGUUUUUAAUGGCCAGUAAGGGGAGAAUUCAGAGCAAAAUAACCUAAGAUAGAUAGUUUAGAGGGGCUGAAACCACCCUGAAGCCCCCAAAGUUGUUGAAUCUCCUUUGUAAAGAGGGUUCUGUUAUUAAACAGUUGCUUUUUUAAACUGGUCUAUAGGGAAAUCUUGCCAUAGUCGUGCAUUUGUCAAUCAAUUUUAAAGAAUCUCAUAUUGAAAUACUAUCAUAUUGUGUUUCAUAUUUAUUCAUAUAUACAUAAAAUACAAAGAUUUUUGAAUUUCUGCAUCAAAUGUUUCAUUAAAAAAAACUAUUUGUAUUGUGUAUAUUUUAUGUGGAAAUAAGAACACUGAAAUUCAAUAGAAUUUAAUGAGACACGUAUCACAGACUGACGUGGCUUAUUUAGGAUGUAUAAAAUGCCCUUUUUGUGCCUUUCACCUUCAGUUCUCUGCUGACGAGAAUAAUUUACAGAGAACCUACUCAUGGAAAAGGUGGGAAAUAUUUUACGGGUUAGUGGGUAUGAGGUAGGAGUCUCUUAUUCGCUGCAACUGAGGGGAGGAGGCACAGGAGAAGCUGUGUAAUACCAGCUCUAAAUAAAUGGUUCAAAAA
Messenger RNA from Myxocyprinus asiaticus (Chinese sucker), 3662 nucleotides. It is a transcript of the gene slc22a16, whose product is annotated as solute carrier family 22 member 16. The transcript is spliced from 9 exons. Gene Ontology annotation, biological process: transmembrane transport. Gene Ontology annotation, cellular component: membrane. The record is from RefSeq and is a predicted model, not a curated record. NCBI's taxonomy places the organism in Eukaryota, Metazoa, Chordata, Actinopteri, Cypriniformes, Catostomidae. The coding region runs from base 19 to 1716 and encodes 565 amino acids.